AUGCCUGACACGUGGAACCCGUCGAUUGACAUGCCGGACCUUCAGGGAAAGGUCGUAGUGGUGACUGGCGCGAAUUCAGGCAUUGGUCUUUCGUCCGUCAAGUACCUUGCUCUCCACGGUGCGAGAGUGUACUUCACGGCAAGGACGGAGGACAAGGCGGAGCAGGCCCGGCAAGCCAUCCGAAUCAGCAACCCGGAACUCGACCAGGAUCAAGUGAUAUGGCUACCCCUUGACCUGUCAAACUUGAAAAGCGUUAGAGCAGCCGCUGAAGAAUUGAAACAGAAGGAGAAGAAGGUGGAUAUACUGAUUAAUAAUGCUGGCGUUUGCACUGCUUCAACGGAGACGGCGGGCGCUGGUUGGGAAUGGCACAUGGCGGUCUGCCAUGUUGGCCAUUUCGUCUUCACAAACAGCAUACUGCCGCUCCUCAAGAACGCCACGAAGGAAAAGAAUUCUGACGUACGAAUCAUAACCCUCAGCUCCAACGUCAACUAUGCCAUGUUCCCGCAAAACUACAAAUUUGUCUUCGACUCUUCGUCUUUCCUGAAGGAGCCAGUCCCCUACUACCCACUGCACUGGAGACUCGCUAGCCGGCACAUCUUCAAGGUGGACAUGAUUCGAUAUGGGGCUGCCAAGGUUGCCAACCUGCUGUUCGCGCAGGAGCUGCAGCGUUUAAUGGAUGAGCAGGGGGUACCCAUCCUCUCCAUUUCAGUCCACCCCGGUGGCGUGGACAGCGACGGCUGCAAGGAGAUUGGCGGUUCCGUGUUCUCACUCUUCAGAAUCUCAUCAUUCCUGACGGUUGAUCAAGGUACCGUGACACCGUUGUUCGCAGCUACUGCGAAGACGGUCCGCGACAACUCCCAAAGCUUCAAGGGGAAAUACCUGGAGCCGUUUGGAGAAAUUGUGAAGCCUCAUCCAGUGUCAAAGGACGAAAAGCAAAUCAGGGGAAUGUGGGACAACACAACCAGUGAGGUGAACAAAUACUUCGCCGAUAUUGGGCUUUCUCCGCUAGAAAGCUGGUAG
This is a messenger RNA of Colletotrichum chrysophilum, 1020 nucleotides long. RefSeq lists its product as uncharacterized. Lineage: Eukaryota; Fungi; Ascomycota; Sordariomycetes; Glomerellales; Glomerellaceae. The transcript is spliced from 4 exons. The coding region runs from base 1 to 1020 and encodes 339 amino acids. The record is from RefSeq and is a predicted model, not a curated record.